AUGAGCAAACUUUCCACAGUAAUCCUCGCCAUCUUGGGUAAGUCAAAACAUUCGUUUUUUAUUACGGCGCUACAACUUUUCGGGUCAACUACAGUUCAGGUCAAUGAUGCUAUGGAUCGCGACGGUUGGUCGUUGUAUCCACGGAGGGGUCUAGGAAAAGGCCUAGUUAUUCUUCAUAUCCCUCAUUCAGAUAUGAAGAAUGAGAGUCCUAGGACAGCUUAUCAAUAAUAAAAAAGAUAUUUUACAUGUGCUUACAUCAACAAUACAUAGAAAAAAGUCAUGGAAUUUCAUUUUUUUGCCGCAAAUUUUGGUCGUUUAUAUGUUACGAUAACUCAGGAUAAAGAGUACUAACGUUAGUAAUAGCUAAAGUAAAAAAAGCGGACAUAUUGCAAGUCUCCGCCGAGCGUCCGCCGAGCCUCCGCCCAAAGUCCGCCGACCGUCCAACGGCUUUGCCAGGCCUUGUAGGCACUUUCUACAACCUUUUUUUUGGGCGUCCCCACCUGGCCUACACCCCAUAUCAAUCAACUUUGUUCGAACUGUCGUCGACCCGAAAAGUCGGGACGCGAUAGAAAUUUAUUUUCACCGUAUUUCAGCCGCCUUCCUCGUCAGCCAAACAUAUGCGGCCGGUGGAGUCGCCGAACUCAAGGCAUUGACCGGUGAUGCACCAUAUCUGGGGUACGGGAAUCAGGAGCAAGCCCCCGAAUACUUUGGCGACGCCCUUGUCCGACAGUACUAUCAGAACCCGGCGUAUGGAUACGCCCCAAGAACUCCGUACUCUGCGUACAAUUAUCGUGCCGCAUAUGCGCCUUACAGACAACCGUAUGGCGUCUAUCCUCGAGGAGUCUACCCUGGAGGUAUGUUGAGAUUUGUUAAUGUCAGGCUGUCGGGAAAAUAAUGAGCACAAUGUCGUAUUUUGGAUGCGACAAAGUCCUCAUUAUUUUCCCGACAGACUGAAAUUGUCCUCUCGAUGGCUGUAGUAUAUCCCAAAAAAUUUUUUGUUUUGCCUCUGUAACAAUAGGUUUUCUCAUUUUUUGCCUUUCCUCGUUUACUUCGGUGGUGAUUACUAACAUGUCGUUGUACCGCUAUAAAAUUUAUGUUUUAGGGAUCCUCUUCUAA
Molecule: messenger RNA, 1116 nt
Organism: Bursaphelenchus xylophilus (pine wood nematode)
Lineage: Eukaryota; Metazoa; Nematoda; Chromadorea; Rhabditida; Aphelenchoididae
Source: the annotation of a GenBank genome assembly